UGUCUGUCUGUCUGUCUGUCUGUCUGUCUGUCUGUUUGUAUGUAUGUAUGUAUGUAUGUAUGUAUGUAUCGCAGUGUCCUUCAGUGUCCUAUAAAAAUAAAUAUUGAUGUGGAAUUAACAAGUCACCAAAACAAAACAAGAAUAAAACGAUUCUGAACAGAAUUUAAACGGUACAGAAUUGUCUUCCAAAAUUUGAGAAAAGAUAAAGAAUUACCGAAAACGCUGCUACCGUCAACGGUUGAUCUUAAGGACGCGAUUCAUUUCAAAGAGUUACAUAAAGAAUAAGUCAAGUUUACGUGGAACUUAUUUUGGUUUCCUAAAAUUAAACCACUGUCAUUAAUAUCUGCAAAUAUUUUCACAAGUUGGUUGGAAUUAAGUCAACUCUGAGUUGCAGAGAUUAAGAGCAAAUUAAUCCAGGAGAACUUAUAUUUUCAAAGUGAUCUUUAGACUCGAUGUAAUGGUGAUUCCAUUAUUUACAGGAAAAAAAAAUCUUAAACAAAUCAGAGCUUGAAUGUGUCUGGUUAUUUGUUGAGUAAAAAAGAAAAAAACAGGGGCCAUUUGCCUGUGAACUUAGCGGUAUCAAUUUUGUUUUAUAUUUUAAUCCGUGGAAAAUAAUAAGUUUAGAAUAAGCGAAAGAUAUAGAUUGAACUAAGGAAAAACAUAAAGAAAAAAAUGAAAGAAUUGCUGGCGAUUUUGAUGAUUUUUGCGAAAUAAUGAAAGGAAUCUGAUGUGUUUACUACAUUCAUUAUGGAAUUGCAGUGUACACGACUGAAGUCAGUUGUUAUUCAAAAUAGUCAUACCAAACCUGAAAAGCAGAAGCCGCCUAAAAGGACCAACCGCCAUCAAUCCAAGAGCGAUUACACUGCUUCCAAACGCCGAGAUUCUAGUACUCCAUCACGUGAACAAACUCAUACCUGGCACCGAAGCUUUGUUCCUCGAUCUUCGGACAACCAAUGUUAUCCAAGAAAGAAGAAUUAUCAGAAUUUGUCAAAGAGCAAGAAUAGCCGUGGGUCAAAGCAUUCGGAAGAGGAGCGACGCAGUAAUUAUCCCAGCACCAGCCAUGAUUAUGAGUCUUCCAAAAGUACAGAAUCUAUCCAAGACAGUCCACAGAAGCGACAAGCCUCCACGAAAAAACCAUCAUUUCACGAAUCCCGAAGCAGGGAAAGAGAGAACUUUACUUCAUAUAACUCUCCCGCCUGGGAGUGGAACCAUACGAUCGAUGGUUAUCCUACUUACCAGCAGAACUUUUGUGAUUACGAUAAAAACUUGUGGCCCAAUGAAUACCCGGUGCCGAAUGUGGAAUUUUACCUUCCGUUGAAUUACGACCAGAGUCAGAACCCUUCUAUGCCACCGCAAUCCACACAUGAAACGACCAGCUGUUAUUUCCCCAACCAACCUCUCAGUUUACCGGAAGAGCCGCAUUAUGCAAUACGUGAACCCUCCGAUGAGGUGUUUAACGAUGGAUUUUACAACUAUGAUUUUCCUUACAGCUUUUUAAACUUUCGUGACAACAAGAGCUGGAUAAACCCACCAAUAGAGAAUAAGGUGGUACCGUGUACAGGUUUCUCUAACUUUCCGGUCAACAGCUUCUUCAAUCCGCCAGGAGGAUUUCUGCAAGACAGCACUUCAGGCAUGAAUUUUCACUCUGAUUCUGUCCAUUAUAUGUUUCCACAAGUCCCACAGUUCUGUGACAGCUACAUUCCAGUCAGACAACACAUUAUACCAUCGAUUCCAAAAAGCACAAAGAAAGCCACCAAAGACAAUUCGAACGAAUUCGACGAGGCUUUGAAACGGAUUAUGAUGGAGCAAUUCUCCUUGUUUACAAACUUCACCCCACAAUUUAGCACCUGGUGUUUGGAAUGCUGUGGUUGGGACUAUGGUAAAGCGGCUGACAGUUUCAUCUACAAUAGUGUGAGUAGACAUCUUCAGUUCGUUCAUCUACAAUAGUCACAUUGUGAAACGAAUUCCUUACAUGGCUUACAACGCAUAAGAAAACAGACGAAGAAAGAAAAAAAAACCAAAACGGCCUGAAUAUUGUUGUUAUUGUUAUUGUUGUUGUCAAUGUGUCUCAAGUUUAGAUAAUGAGCUUACACAAUAAGCUCAUUAUUAUUAUCAUCAUUAUAAUAAUAAGAUCGUCACCAUUGCUGCAAUAACUGUGGGACACAUGCAGCUAUUAGAUGACGUAACAACAUUGGAGUAUACGGGAACAAAUUUCGGAUUUUGUUUAUUGAAGCAGUUUUAGUUUUUGGUGAAGAGGAGAAAACAAUAGUCAUUGGAUAUAUUUCAUUUAUACACUAAAAUCUUAACACGUUU
Octopus bimaculoides (California two-spot octopus) is the source of this 2313-nucleotide messenger RNA. RefSeq lists its product as uncharacterized. NCBI's taxonomy places the organism in Eukaryota, Metazoa, Mollusca, Cephalopoda, Octopoda, Octopodidae. The record is from RefSeq and is a predicted model, not a curated record.